Molecule: messenger RNA, 1582 nt
Organism: Hyalella azteca
Lineage: Eukaryota; Metazoa; Arthropoda; Malacostraca; Amphipoda; Hyalellidae
Exons: 2
Coding region: 140-856 (238 amino acids)
Source: RefSeq, a predicted model, not a curated record
CGGGCUCCUUAAAAUCAUCUUAGAAAAUCUUAAACAAUCCAUCAUACGACUUCUGGGACCUAUAUCUUACAUUUACAUUGAACAAUUAUUUUAUUCAGGCGUGACUGAACCACGUAAAUUGAAUGUUACCACCGACGAGAUGCCUUCUCUGAGGUCAUCUGCUUCAUUAAGCUCAGCAAUUGCCGAUAUUCCAAGCGGCGUCGAGGGCUUCACUUUGGACAUUGAUGGGCACUUGUUGGAGAUCUCAUCGAACGGAGAUUCAGCAACGAAGAUUAUCUUCGCUGAACUAGAAACGGGAGUAAUGCUGAAAAUAUCACUGAAGCAGCUGUGGGAAGUGAUGAAGAGUUGCGCCAAAGUAGAUGGUGAGCUACUGGGUGCGGUUGACGAGUACAAAGCUCCCCUUAAUGCAGGUCCGUUGAGUCCCAAACCGAACAGUUACCUUUUCAAGAAGGGUGCUUAUCAUGAGUUCAUAACUAUACGGGUGGGGCAGGCUUGGUGGUCUUUUGAAAGGUUAAAAGAAGGAAUUUUAGUGCAAAGAAGUUGUGAAAAAGAAGAAGUCAUUAGGAAAUCAAUUAAAAUUUACCGAUAUGGAAAAAAUAUCCUGCUGAAAAAUAUACCUUCAAAAAGUCUCGGUUUAAUCAAAAAGCUAAAGACUGUCGAAAAUCUAAUCUCAUCUUUAGAGCUGGUCUUUAAGGUCAUAAUUGGAGAACGGUACCACCUAAGAGAAAGAAACUGCCAGCAUUUCGUAGCAAGGGUUCUUCGAAAGUUGGGUUUCAAGUGGAAUAUGAGUAUACUUGGAUCAUUUCUGGAUCAAUUUAUCAAUAAUUUAAAAAUAAAACAGAUCAGUAGUAGAUAGGCUCGCCAAUUUUCAGGUGGACUUGCAUGUAGCGACCAGUUUUCCCGCAGAAAUGAUCAUCAGACGCUCUUCAGAAAACGCCGAAAAUAUUCUCCAUAUCUUUAUUCAAAACAUUUAUAAAACGAGCUCCAUCAUCAAUUCAAAAUCUUUCAAGAUUACAAGUAAAUUCAACAGAAAGACUAUAUUUACACAGCAAAGAUUGAAACCAUAAUGCCAAAAAAACGGGAAAAGGAACGUAAAUAUCAAUCGAUUUACCAUUUUAAGCCGAUGAGAACUUUAGGCGUUGGUUUAACACGAUUUCAGUUAAAAAAUCUUAAGCUAUUCGUUGAUCGUAGAAUCUGAAGCACAAGAGUCUUGAACGGACAAACUUACUUUACGGUGAAUCUGAAUUAUCACCCAAUGAAUUAAAGAUUAAGUUUGCGAGUACAAUUGUGUUAGAUUCCGACGAGUUUACGGGUACAGUUGUGUGGGAUUCCGACGAGUUUACGAGUACAGUUGUGUUGGAUUCCGACGAGUUUACGAGUACAGUCAACUAGUUUACGAGUACAGAUGUGCAGCGCAGAGCACAUCAGUGUAUAACUAAGAAAAAGAAUAGGUCACACUUUCCAAAUAAUGACGCAUUUUAUGCACGUAGCACUGAUACGCCCUUAUUCUACGUCAAACUGAGUGAAGGUGACCCAUAAGAGAGCAAAAUUGCAUCAAUAUCUAGACGAGUGGUUCCCAAAG